AUGGGAGCGAUAAUGAAGGCGGCGGCGGUGUUACGUUACCAUCUGUGCGUGACCCCUAAUGGGGUCUUAGCGCGCCCUUGCGGCGUCUCCGCCCGACGUGGCGCGGGGGGCAGGGGAGUCAUUUUUACAGAGGCGGCGGGGUUUCCGCAGGCACGCGCGCCGUCAUCCCGAAUAAUGGCCUGCCAGGGUCCGACGCCUUUGCCCGCUCAAUACUAC
Messenger RNA from Iphiclides podalirius (scarce swallowtail), 216 nucleotides. The record is from the annotation of a GenBank genome assembly. Lineage: Eukaryota; Metazoa; Arthropoda; Insecta; Lepidoptera; Papilionidae.